AUGAUGGGGUCAUGUUAUGUAACUCGUCAAGGACUUACUGUCCACAUACCCACACCACUUUUACCUGAAUUAUUGAUUGAACAGGUUAGGGAUGCCAGGUUAGCUUUUGCCGAUAGUUUUGGCAUGGCUUCGAGCGCAGAAAGUGGACCCCAAUGGCUCUUGACUGAUAGCUUGCAGAUAGUCCCUGAGCAGAGAAAUGAAAUGAUGUAUUCUUUGUCUGCCAAUAUGCUUUCGGUAAUGGAUGGAUAUGUACCUAUUGAUACUACAUUUGACAGACCUCGCUCUUUCUUUUAA
Messenger RNA from Funneliformis geosporum, 294 nucleotides. The record is from the annotation of a GenBank genome assembly. NCBI's taxonomy places the organism in Eukaryota, Fungi, Glomeromycota, Glomeromycetes, Glomerales, Glomeraceae.